Aethalodelphis obliquidens (Pacific white-sided dolphin) is the source of this 1140-nucleotide messenger RNA. The record is from the annotation of a RefSeq genome assembly. NCBI's taxonomy places the organism in Eukaryota, Metazoa, Chordata, Mammalia, Artiodactyla, Delphinidae.
AUGACCAACAUCCGAAAAACACACCCACUAAUAAAAAUCCUCAAUGACGCGUUCAUCGACCUACCCACUCCAUCUAACAUCUCCUCAUGAUGAAACUUUGGCUCCUUACUAGGUCUCUGCCUAAUCAUACAAAUCCUAACAGGUUUAUUUCUAGCAAUACACUACACACCAGACACCUCAACUGCUUUUUCAUCAGUCGCACACAUCUGUCGAGACGUCAACUAUGGCUGAUUCAUCCGCUAUCUACAUGCAAAUGGAGCCUCCAUAUUCUUCAUCUGCCUUUACGCCCACAUCGGACGUGGCCUAUACUAUGGCUCCUAUAUAUUCCAAGAAACAUGAAACAUCGGCGUACUCCUACUACUAACAGUCAUAGCCACUGCAUUCGUAGGCUACGUUCUACCCUGAGGACAGUUAUCAUUCUGAGGUGCAACAGUCAUCACCAACCUCCUAUCAGCAAUCCCCUACAUCGGUACUACCUUAGUAGAAUGAAUCUGAGGCGGAUUUUCCGUAGACAAAGCAACACUAACACGCUUUUUCGCUUUCCACUUUAUCCUCCCAUUCAUCAUCACAGCAUUAGCAGCCGUCCACCUACUAUUCCUACACGAAACAGGAUCCAACAACCCCACAGGAAUCCCAUCCAACAUAGACAUAAUCCCAUUCCACCCUUAUUACACAAUUAAAGACAUCCUAGGCGCUUUAUUCCUAAUUCUAAUCCUACUAGCACUAACCCUAUUCACCCCUGACCUACUAGGAGACCCUGAUAACUAUACCCCAGCAAAUCCAUUAAGCACCCCCGCAGACAUCAAACCAGAAUGGUACUUCCUAUUCGCAUAUGCAAUCCUACGAUCAAUUCCUAAUAAACUUGGAGGAGUAUUAGCACUACUACUCUCUAUCCUUAUCCUAGUCUUUAUUCCAAUACUUCAGACAUCCAAACAACGAAGCAUAAUAUUCCGACCCUUUAGCCAACUCUUAUUUUGAACCCUAAUCGCAGACCUCCUAACCCUAACAUGAAUUGGAGGCCAACCUGUAGAACACCCGUACAUCAUUGUAGGCCAAUUAGCAUCUAUUUUAUACUUCUUCCUAAUCUUAGUGCUAAUACCAACAGUUAGCCUUAUUGAAAAUAAACUCUUAAAAUGAAGA